Molecule: messenger RNA, 21967 nt
Organism: Spirometra erinaceieuropaei
Lineage: Eukaryota; Metazoa; Platyhelminthes; Cestoda; Diphyllobothriidea; Diphyllobothriidae
Source: the annotation of a GenBank genome assembly
AUGAACGGCUGUCCGCAGACGCCCCUCAGGCAUCCUCAAGAAACUCGCGAUAAUUCUAGUAAGUCUGCUCCGUCCUCUUUCGCAUCUUCUGUUUUCUUCCCCUUAAAAAUCGCCUUUCUCCGAUGCUCCGGGAUUGAUUAUUCCUAUUUGUAGGGAAGGGCUUUCCCAGCAGCAUCUAAGCUUAGCACUAAAAUAUGUGAUUAUCGUCACUCGUCGAGUAUGCCUCGACCGAUUGCAGUGCACUUGGUGCUGCACAUGGUCUAAAGGUGAAUAUUGCUGGACAGUUUUGAUAGAGCCCUCUGCCUUCUUUGAUAGGGCAUUUUUGGCGUAGAUGUAAGAGGUAGGUGCAUUUGAUUUAUUUACAGUUUGGAUCGCUGUUAUUUUAUCCGUCGGAUUCAAGACCGUUUAGUUACUUUAAAAUGUCAGAAUAGGAAUUCUUGUGAGAUAUUAAAACAGUCGACUGCCUACGUUUUUCAUGCGUUUCAUGUAGUUAAGGGUCCUGUUUUUUCUAUUGUACUCAUUCCGAAGUCUUUGGCGCCGGUUCUUGUGAUUACCAUUUUGUUAAAUUGUCAGUUGAUGCUGUUUAUGUUCUUUGAGCCUGGCCAACUUGGUUGUAUGGUUCCAGGUAUUAGGAAUUUCCCACCUAAACGCCGACUCUUCCGUAAUUACGGUGUACUCUUAAAUUCCUUUACUUGGACCUCUUAAAAGGAUGUAUCGGCAGUACUUGGUGUUCUUAAUACACUAAAUUUUUUGGUGCAGUAUGUCUCUCUAAUAACCGCACACAUGACAAGAAACUCUUAAUCAGCCUGCCUAAAUUCUUGCGCUUUCAUGCUUUUCACUUAUCAUGGCUUACCUUUCCAACCUUUUUUUAGCCCCUCAGCAGUACUCAUGUGAAAUCUGUGGCAAGACAUUUUCAGUCCAUUCGAAUCUACAGAGGCACAUUCGCUGCAUUCAUCGAAGUAAGCUCAUUCUAAAUCUGCCUCUCCCUUUUUUGGCCUUGCUCUGACAAGUCGCCUGUUUUAGGCAAUCGCCACUACCCGUGUCCCGAGUGUGGGAAAGUCCUGGCGUCGAAGUCGAACCUCCAGAAGCAUGACGACUUCUAUCAUAAGGGUAAGGCCUCGCGGUAUGUCAUCACAACCUCAAAAGAUCGAAUGUAAGACUCGUCGGGGUAAUUUUUCGCCUACCUUCUCUCUAGGAAAACGUGUCAAUCAGUGUCCGAUUUGUGCCAAGCAGUUUGUUCGUCCUCGAGAGCUUCGCAGGCACGUGUUAAAUCUUCACCUAGGUGAGUCGCUGUGGCUCGUCUGUAUAUUUUGAAUCCCCAUUUACGGUGUCUUUCUUGCCACCUUUUCUGGUUUUCCCCUUCACGCGACCUAUGCAUUUUCACCAAUUUCCUUCUGUACGGUUGUAAAGCAAUAUUACCUGCGGUUCGAGCGACUGAACCCCCAUUUAAACGUGUUUUUACCCACGCAUUUUUGCCAGUCGCCAUGCCUAUACCCGCACACUUUCUCCGUUUGUACUGGUAUAUCAGACGAAAAACAUCUGUGCCACAAGCCAAUCUUAGGGUUUUAGUUGGAAUCGUCGUUUUUGACGGAUUAGACUGUCGGCAGAGCUCCUUUAUCAGAAACUGUUUCGUACGAAAUGACGGGUUUUAAUUGACUUCAUCCCAGUCUGAUUGUACUUCCCGCCUCUCGCCACAUUUGGCGUCACUGUUAGUCGGUACUUUACCAACCUAAGAACUCACUUUGUCACAGCAUUCAUGGCCGCAAACGUAAACAAUAAUUCAGCCCACGUAUGCUCAUAGGCAUUCAUCAAAGCCUGCGGCCAAUCACAACAGACACGACCACAUCAUCACGCGCUUUCUCAUCAACACAUACACUACGCAUGCACCCUCCAGAACCUCACUUCACCGGCACCUCUCGUGCAAGUGGAAGGUGUACUUUUCGGCUCCUCUCCCCAUGUGGCUCCUCUGUUGCAUGUGCGAUCUGAAGUUCUACCCCUUUGUGUGUGAUCCCAGUGUGUGCAUUUAGGGGGCCGGGUCGUGCAUGUGGCACGCGCAGACAAGCCCUCUAGCUCCUCUGACAGCCACUGCACCCAUUUCCCGCACCAGAUAUCUUACCGACUCAGACAAUGGCUGGGGUCUGGGAAUAGAAAUAGAGAGUGUGGCCGACUCUUCAGCGCGUUUUCCUCAGUAUAUACAAUUUGACGCGCUUGAAGCUAUCAUGGUGCACUAAAGAUUGCCAACUGAACGGAUGACUCGGACCCCGCAAUCAACCAAUUGUGUAUUUGUGUGGGGUGGCCGACUGCAAUGGCUUCUUUAUGUGGCAUCUGUGACAUGCUCACCUAGUGAUGUCCCAGCAGUCCUCUCUUCUCUUGCGGCAAAAUUCUAGUCUGUGUAUUUUGUGGAUAAGGGAGUGUGACGGUACGCCGAGGUGCAGGUCUACGCUGUGCCGGCUACCUGCGCCCUCUCCCGCCUCCGGUCUUUUUGACUCUAUCUUGGCACGGGACCCAGGUAAGGGAGAAGGAGAGUGUGAUAGGUGCAGCACAAGUCUACUAUCACUUGAAACUAACUCACGCUCAGACCACCAUUCCUGCUUUCGCCCUGCUGUGGAGCACACGAUGGGCAUUGCCGGUAACGAUGGUCGAACUGUCGUGUGUGUCCAGUGAUUUCCCGAACAGCCAGCACAGACACACUAGGGUUUUAGGCUGUCUGAGUUUUCACCUGUUUAUUAUAGAUAUUACUACGCUACUAUGGGGCGUAGUUGGUAGAGAAUUAACAAGGAAGAGUUCUUUUAUAGUCGCACUUUAUGCGUCCCCGCAGUUACGCACCGGUAGCCGCUGCUCCAAAUGCUUCGAAACUACGCAUUAUUGGAAGAUAGUAUCGCCAUUAAGACCCUAUGCAGCUCCUUUCAAUGGUGUUUGGCUUUUUCGACUGAUGUCUUACUUCGACUGAAGUUCUUGGUUUUUCUUUUCAGAUACGAAGAAGUACCAUUGCGAACUAUGUAAGAAGCCGUUUUCCGACAAAUUUAGUGCUCGUCGGCAUCUUCGCGAUGUCCAUAAGCGUACGUUAAGAUCUUUUCCUCAUUCCACGCACAGUAAGGGCAUUCCUGCCAUUACCUGAUAUGAGUUACGAGCUGUUAGGCUUACUUCCAGCUCUUCUUCGUUUUUUGAGACGCGACCACUGUCAUCUCCCACCAUUGCACUCGCUGCUGGGAUUAUGAUACAGGGACUGUAUCUCAACCCGUGCAGAGCGACGAGAAAUAGGGGUCAUGUACCUGUAAAGUCGUCGAACAUCAGCAGCGGACGGCACUACGCGGAUUGAGAAGAACUCUAGUCGCGCUUCCCGCACAUUCUGUCAAAAAUUAUGAGGUUUUGGCAAGACCUCUUCGUGACGGGACCUUAAAGCAGCCGCCAGCCCAUAAGGCAACUCUCUGUUUACUUCAUUGCUCUAAGUCACACAGUCACCAGUUGGAGAUAAAUGUGUCCUCCGACAGGCUUAUAUCCAUGUCAUCACACUAUCUAUGUUCGGCGGAAACCAUAUCGUCUUUUCUUAUGACUAAGAGGCGAAAAACUUUCACGACUUAACCCUCCCACUGCUCCUAAUAGAGUUUAUUUAGCGACUUAAGUGUUAAGACGAUUUUGAAAUUCCUUGCUGACAGUAUCAUUUCGUGCCAAAAGAGCCCCGCUUCUAGUUCUUCUGUGCCGUACUCAGCAUUGUCCUUUGCUUGCUAUCCUGGCUUUAAGCUAAAAAGGAAAGCCUUUGCUUGUUCGAAACGCCCCAUCUGUUUGCAUACUCCGAUUUUCUUAGUUUCGCUACGCAACCUAUCUUGUCUGUUUGAAACUUAAGGUUCCCCGAAACCUUCAUACGACAGAACAGGUUCCAUUUUUCCUACAAGGACUGCUGACACCUUCACAAACCCGCGGCCUAUCCGAAACAAAAGUAUGUCCAUACCUACCUUCACUCCGUAUUAUCUCAAUCAGUACAUCUAGGGUCAAACUUUUAGUAGACCCAGGUCGGUGCCUGUUUUUGGUGUUUUCAGUCCUUCAGUGCAUGUCAUGCAAAGUGAGUUUAAAACGCAUGUAGAUCGGCGGUUAGAGUCACAGUGAAAACUCUAUUUUGAAAGAAGACUUGGUCAUCUGACCUUGUUCCUGCGGCAAGCCUGUGGGAUGGGGGAUCUCAUUCGCUUUGUCAUCUUUAUAACAGCGUCACUCGUAAGAUAGCCGUUGCCGUACAGAUUUAGGGUUUUUAGAAUGGACCUGCUUUUAACGUCGAGAAAUGGGUAGACUCAACAAUCACUGGUGAGGGAAUGUUAAAAUCUAGGGUUUUAUGCGCAUUCCUGAAUCCAUUUUGUGCGAACUUGACUCUCUUUGUUGAUUUCCUCCACCAUAAAAUAGUGCAAUUGUGGAGACGCGACUGCUGGUACAAGAGUUUUAUUCGCCUGACGUGUUGGAGUCAUACUCGAACCCACCAUCAGAGGCAGCGGCAAACAAGGCUAAUGGAUGCUCAGUACUAGGAUGCGUAGUACUUGUAGGAUGCAGUCACUAUGUAACCACGCAGUUACCAUGAUUAGCAGCUUAUGCAUUCAUCGCCGAUUUCAGUGCAUGGUGUGGGUACGGAUGGCCGAAGCUGCAGUAGCAAUGAGGUGCAAUAAAAACAGCUUUUAGAUUGUGGCCUAUUUGACGAGACCCGGUCUUCAGCCCAAAAUUUUCGAGGCGUCACAAACCUCUGAACUAUGAGCUGCUUUAGUCAUGGUUUUCUGUCGCUCACCCUCAGCACCUUGACCUGAGUCCAGAGUGCCUAAACAGCCUGAUAACCCAUAUGGGAAUCGCGCGGACUAACACGCUUCCGGUGGCAGUGUUAGUGAAUCAAAUUGCUGGUGACCGACACUGCACAUGAAAUUGCUACAAUUAACCACUCGGACGCGAGCGAUCAAGAAAUCACUCCAUUAAUUGCGACCAGGUGCGAUAAAUACAGUACGUGUGGUUUGCAUAGUAACUGUGCCCCACAAAUACCGCGCACCUCGUACGUUCAUUAAUCCUACCUAUUGCUGUUUGAUGGUGGGUUGGAAAGUGAGUCUGAAACGUCAGACAAACAAAAGCCCUGUUGCACCUCCGCGCUUUCUGCGUUUGCCAGACACUUGACGCCCCCGCGUGACGGAGACUUUCGGAUUAACGAACGUAUUCGUAAGCAUGCUGUCACCACAAGCCAAUUCGACUCGUCUGGGAGCUCGGUCUUUGUGUCCGUUAGAAUUUCUGGGCUAAUUCGUCGAUUACCGUCACUUUCACCGCGUUACUAUUUCCGGCCUCUAACUGCACCUCACCAUUUUUGCAGUUGGUAUGGCAAUUUAACACGGUCUUUAGAUUCACAAAUUACAAACUUCAAAAGUUAAACGCCGCUUCUGUCGCCGCUUUAUAAGUUCGCGAUUGUCAUUAAGCAAUUUUCGGUGACUGUGUGCUACUAAAAUCUCUUAGUUAUGGCACCUGCUAGCGCCUCAGGAAGUUUGUUUAGUUGUUUUUUUCUAUAUUUCGCAGCCAAACUUUAGCUGCCUAUACCUGAAGGGAGGAGCAUCCCCCUUCACAAGUACUAGCAUUUCACAAGUCGGAAAAAUGCACGCAAUCUGCCGCACACUGACGGUCACUAAACACUCUUAGGGACUACCACCGUCUGAGCCUAGGAAAAAACAGUUGCAGCGGUCGUUAUUGCAGCGACUCUGACACUGACAUAAACUAAGGUGUCUGUGAUGCUAGCAGUGGCCUCUUCUGCGGCUACAGAGGCUAAGGCAUGGCCAGGCCCGGUCACGGCCUUUCCAGUCCUAGGCUCCUGGAGACCAGCAGUAACCGAUGCUCUGAACGCAGUGACCGUAAGUAAGCUACAGUCGCAGCAAUCUGAAGGGCGGUUGUCACACGUAGACGGCACCAUCGCCAAAAACAAAAUCCGCGUCACAAAUGUAGUUUAGCCCAUAGUGACGACGGUUGCUUGGACGUCUCUAGAAGUGGCAGCAUCCAACAAUAGCCUAACUGACAGUCACGCCAUCUCUUGUCAUUAGAGUGAAUUGGGAGAUGAGAGGGAAAAGUGCCCUCCUGAAGUGGUGCGCUCUUAUUGGGAAGAAGGGUAAGCCUUUGAUUGGUAGGCUGGAAAAUCUGAGCAUGACAAGGAAAAUAAUUGCAAGCCCAAAAGUAGUCCAGCCAAAAGAACCGCACCCGGCUGUUUUUUCAUAUGAGAAGAUGCCCGGGAAUAGUACUGAAGGCAGAGGUGUAGUCGAGGACCGCAUAGUCGUACAGUACGUGACCUACCUCAUGAAACCUUAUGAAAUAAACCGAUGCGAGAAUUUCUGGACGUCUAAAAAAUUACACAUUCUACUCGCUAGUCCAGCUUCUUCAGGGAAAUGUCCCCGUCUUGUGCAGAAACGGUGUCCACGUAAUUUUAUCAAGCAAAGUGCUCACAAAUUUGAGCAAUAAGGGACGCCGCGAUAUAUUUGGACAAUUUCCUAUGCUAAUACCUGUCCUAGACUUCGGCUGCGCAUCUGAGCGUGUUUUCCUUUGAGGGGAGAGUAAUUUACUCGUGAAAGUUACUAAACAGAGCUUGCCGCACUUGAAAAUUGAUUUUUUGUCCGAUGCUAACCGUGAAAGAAUUAGACACUUUGUCAAUUUGUAAGUCAGAUUUGCAAAUCCAUGUGAUGUGGUGCCUUAAAGUGCAGUAAAAACGCACACAGACUGAAAUUGUUUUGCCGUUUGGGAAACUAUAUUUGUUGUCACAAAAAUGGCUACCGUCGAACAGUCAUUUUCGGUUUCGAACAAAUGGAACAUUACUUGUCCCGAGGUCUAACUGUUGCAAACGUUAUUUAAUAACGAAAAAAGCAAAACACUAACAGUUUUAGCAAAAUAUCAGUAUUUAUAUGGCCACUCUGCCGCGCAUUCACAAUCGUAGAAUAGAGCCUAGGCCUGAGCAAAGAUAGAGAAAAUGAACACAUUAUAAAGGAAGAGGCACGUUCUUGCGUUUAUGGGAAAGAAAUAACAGUACUUUUAGCAACGUGAAAGAAACGGCUAAAGGCGUCGUUUUUUCUUGGCUCCAUUGUGUAAAAGUGCAAAGUACAUAGACACCUGUCAACGGAAUUCAGUAUCAAAGCAUAUUCGUUGUUGACUUUUGAAGUGGACGUCUAUUUUAUUCGACGACGAAGUUUACUGUUUGGGUGGGUCUUCAACUGUGACCCAAACGAUCUCCUACAUGAAAAAGAGCGCCUAAAUACUCACUGCUUUUAUUUCCUGUUACUUCCGUUCCAUUUUCUUCAUAUACUUCCUCUGCAUGUAACCAAUAGAGAUUUCAAAGGUACACACCUACAUUCCCUGAAAUAUACUGAUACUGAUUACACCCCAUCAAUUCUAUCUUAAUUUAGUAGUCACUGACCGGCCUGGCAAUAUGUGAUCUUAUGAAAACUUUUGUUCCUACGAUGUCCCUAUCAGCGAAAUCAAGCAAAAUCCUGUUUGCCUUAUUGAACUGCAUCCAAAUCGAUUCAAAAGCGUAAGGAAUACCACGUAUCCUUGGGAAACCGUUUUGGAAUGUGUGCUCAGAAUGUAGGCUGCUGGCGAACGGCCAUACCUAAAAUUACAUUGAUUCUUAAAUGAUACCGAAGUGUGAAUUCAACCAAGAGAUGAAUUCCAUAGGUUAUCCUAAAUUUGUCGUCAUAUUUAUUCGUGUUUUGCAUUGGCAGGCCUUCUGUGUAUACAAGACCGAAGUUUGCCAAAAUUACAACCAUUUUUGACGUUUUCGGGAUUCCCCGGUUUUCUAAAAAAAAAAUUGGCCUUCCCAAAUGCCUUUAAAUUGCUUUUGAUAUUUCUAUUUUUUUUUAAAUCUCUUAAAGCUGUUGUUUGCUAACAUAGAUAUUGGGUUCGUGCAUUGGUAUCGGUUUGCAAAUGACUAGCAAUCAUAAAGUUCGACACCUUUCAUAAGUUAGGUCACGAAAUGUAUCAAUGGGCCGCCUCUAUAAGCUACACUGCAAGAAAUGACUCCCUGAGUAGGGUGAAUUUUAUCCUGUUGGUUUUAGACGUUUGACAUAUUUUAUUGAAAACAUCCAUAAGAACAUUCAUUAUUUUACCCAUUUGGUAGUAAAUUGCGUCUGCAAAUUUUAUGCUUGAAGGAAAAGCAUAAUCCGGUUUAAAUAGCUUUCACAUCUCUAAUGCUUUUGAAUGCGACCCGCCGUUAUACUUUCCUCCAGGUUUCCCAAACUUCAGGCUGCAUGUUCUCCGUGUAAGGAAAAUCAUGCAUUUACAUGCGCUAUUAAGAAGAUACCAUAUAGAUUUAAUAAAAUUUAACAUUGAAUUUAGACCACAUUCUAUACCUUACAAGCAGCAUUAAGAAGUUCAGAGACAAGAUGCUUUGUGAGUGGAAAUUUCACGGCCUUUAUAAGAUUUAAAUAUCAUGGGGUACUCUUUCUUCAAGUAUAAAAUUUUGAAAAGGCGUUAUUUGAUGCGGAACGCGUAAAAGACCGAAUGUUUUGUCCGUGUUUCCUUUCAAAUAUAUUUGAAUUUAUAAGGGCCUUUACAAUCAUACUACAAUCGUACUAAAGUAAUCACUUUUCACAGAGUGUAGUUUACACAGGCGGCGAAAAGAAGCUCGCUCAAAGCUCGACUUCCUAAUAUGACUAAACUAUCUGGGGACUCUGCUGUAGGGCAAUUAAUACUACAACCUUACCGAAGUAAUCUUUUUGGAUAACAAACAUGUUUCGGAAUUUCGGUUAACAUUCCAUGAAAUAGUACAUUUUCUUUAUGUACGCACGACAGCUCUUGUCUAGGCCACCGACCGCAGAUUGGACCACUAGAUUGACAUCUAAGGUACCACACUUGACCUCAUAUGCAAAUGUUAGGGGGUCCGAAGGAGUGGAGAAUGGCUUAGCGUAUAACUUUGGGACUAAAAAAUAAACAAUUUAACGGUAGACUUUAAGGCUAGGAUUAUUGGAUGUUUUAGGGAUAAUUCCACCAGUCCACCAAGCGACAGAAAUACUUGACUCAUUAAAAUAGAGGCCAAUAAAAGGAGUUUAAACAGGUGUUAGCCGAGUAGACAAAGGCUAGAGGAGAAAUGGUGAGAUACCAUCUGGCUCAGCGGUUGUUGAACUGCGGGUUUUUCGAACGUGCAUCUCAACUAUAACCACCGACACUAGAUGGAAGGCGCGUAGUGAUAAUGAAAAGCUAUUUGCAAAGGAAUUAGACUCGCUAGUAGCAGAGAUAAAAUUUUCGACCCACUGAGACAGAGUUUGCAUCAACAUGAGUCAAUGCCCCUUAUAGGAAAAUGGGUUGUUUAUUAUCUUUCUGAAUAUUGGCAGAGUAAUAGGAAAAAAGACUACGAAGAAAGAUAAAAAAGGAUAGUUGCAAAACAGGACCUUCAGUCUGGUAGCUCGUUGUUUUUAUUAAACCUCUAAUAUCCGUCGGCGCGUUGUCAUGCAGGCUGACUUCUUAGAGGUGUUUCGACGCCGUUGAAGCCGAGGGCCGGUGCGAGACAAAUUCUGCCGGGUCUAAGCAUGAUAGUUUCGUGAAGACACCGCAAAUCAAACAUUGCAUUUUAAAACGUAAGCUAUUUAGGGCAUGUGGGAAAUGUUGGUAGCAUUUGUCUUGUGGAAUGCUUCGUCUAGUAAUUGUUCGUCCUGGUUCGUCUAACAGGUCCUGUUUAUGCUUGGAACAAGUCUGCAGAGGACUCAAUAAGAUAGAGUGGUCUGAACUGUAAACUGCUGCUGCAUGUUUAUCGUGGUCAACCAGGACGUAUUCUAAGAAUCAUCAGCACGGAUAUCGAAGGAAUAAAGAUCUUCGAAGUCCAAAAUGGUCAGCGAAUGUAGGCUGUUCGACCAGGAUCAUUGCUUGUAGUAAUAGGAUGUUCACAGGAUGAUAAAACGAGCCUUUUUGACGGGAAAUCAAAGAAACAAACGAAAGCAUCUCCAAGCUGAAGGACAUAUGUAUUCACACAUAACGCAUUGCAUUUUUUUACCAUACGAGACCGGCAAAAACGCCAUAGUACCUACCAGGUCAUGAGGGUACUAGGAUGAGAACUUAUAGAAUUCACGCCUGUUUAGAUUGGCGAAAGUAGCGCUUCCUCCGCCUUUGCCACCGACUGAGAAUUUUCUAUCAUUUUGAAGGUAGCAGAGGAAUGCCGCGGUGAUUAAUUCCGAAUCGUUACUAGCAUUUAAUCGUGUCUUAAGACAAAGUACUUCAGUUUUUUCAAUUGUCUUCCGAUGAUAGGAGGUCCAUGUCUAAAAAGGCCUACAGCAAAUAGCAAGCUUUCGGUUGAUAUCUAAGUUCGACUCGGUACCUGCAAGCGGGCAUUUUUGAACGUAAAAAUGUGUUUUUCGAUAUGCUUUUUUAAGGGCGCAGAGAAAUUGCAAGUACGACAUAUCGGCCGCAGGCGGCUACUGUUGGAAUCACGGACAAUUCAGUAUACUGCUAUUGUGAACUUAACACGAGUCUUUAUUUUCCUCAAGAUUCCAGUGAUCUCUGUUCGCGGAUUCGUAAUAGUCCUUUUUUCCGAUAAUGCCCGGAUUCGUCUUCCGGCUUUGUUGGCUUUCCCACGAUGCCCAUAAUCGGGUGCUGGAAUAAAAAAUACGUCUUUCUGUGCUGAAUAAAAUAGACCGAAUAAGAUAGUAAGACGGCCAGAGAUGAAUUGAAGGGGAAAAAUAACAGCUUGCUAUGUGUACUUCGCGCUGAUUAAAUCAUCUCACUGGGCUAGAUUACACCGACCUGGUUGGUGUCUCCGAACGAAGGUGUUUUGUCCUUUGGUGUUGGAGCUAUGAACCAACAACCAACCGCUAUCCCCCUUAUGUGCCUCAGAGUUAGGUCGGUAGUCUGCAGAGACUACGAUAUCAGCUGGCGGAGCGAAGUUCUUGUCGAUCUACCUCAGAAUACAUCCUUACUCCCUUGUCCCCAUUGUACUCGUGUCGCAUUGAGAUAAUUGCAGGCACAAGAAAACACACACAGUGCACCUAAAGAUUGUAGCAGUCGUAGUAGACGGUCGUGGCUGCAGCCGCUCCAACUACCAUAGUAGCAGAACAUGGACGCAGAUAGGUGCGGUGCAAUGUUUGUAAUAGCUGCGAAGGCGACGUUGAUAAGGACGGCAGCUCUUGCUCGUAGGUCGCAGAGUCCGCUACGGCCAGCGAAUUCAACAACAGCGAUGAUUGCUGCAUUCUCGUCUUACGUUGAUGCCGUCGUCCACAGCAGUCGUCGUCCAUUCUGCCUUUAUUGUUACUGGUUUUUGCGUUUCUGCCGUGGCGGGCGUUGUGUCAACGGUGAUGGUGGCAUUCGGCGUUACAGUACACCCAGCCGCGAUGACAGCAGCGGCAUCGAUGACUACUGCAGCCUCGCUAAUGACUGCUGCUGCUGCUGCUGCUGCUGCUGCUGCUGCUGCUGCUGCUGCUGAACUGGAAACUAAGUUGCAUAAUGCAGCAUUAGCUAAGGCAGCUUUUUGUACUCCUUCAAUCUAGCAAUGGCGACCAUUCUAACAGCACGAAUGGCUCGAAUCUCGACGACCCAGUCGACUCUUAUGCAGAUCACAUGGGGCUUUAAAUAUGGGUAGAAAUGUAAGAAUGGGCCUGAAUUGAACCUUGGUUUGUAUCCGGAGCCCAGCGCCUGCAAAAAAUUUUGUUUUCUCUGUUUAACUUUCCAUGGCCUAAGACAAAAUACUUUUGAAAAAAUAGUCUCUUGGUCAAGUAGAAGUCCGCGGAAAGCUCAAAGAAACGCCAAGACGGCUCAGCAGAUCCGAAUAAGUGCGUUGACUCAGCUACUAUCCGAGUCCUUGCCCCAUGUAAGAGAAAAAAUGCAGUGACUGACGCACCUGCAGAAAAUGCGAAUUCUAGGUUGCGACCGGCACGAAUGAGUUAAUGGAAUGAAUCUACCUCGUCCCAUCUCGAAUCCGAGGUGGCACCUGUAGAGCAUUAUUCCCUGCCUUCGGGCAAACUUGCUUAGUAAGUGCAUGCUCCUUUCCCAACCUCCUAGCCAUAUGUUUCCGAUGUUCAUAUCUCAGUGUGCAUUCUCCAUCGGUCUACGUGGAUUCCCCUUAUUUAUUGAUGAGUUCCGGGCAGCACACUUGAAAUCCGGUCCAUCGAUGAGGCCUCAAACGCGACUUCCCCAUGCGACGAUUAGCUUUCAGUAGGUUUUUGACUUGUAGGGUACCCAGGGGAAAUAAUGCAGGUGGUAACAGCCGAGAACGUCCCACUUAACUAUGACGCACAACCCCUUCCUAUCGGGUGUCCUGCACUUUUCUUUACCGUAGGCUAGAAACUAGCUGAACUUUCUGUUUACGCCUGUCCUUUAAAGAUAAGCCGGUUUUGAAACGAGACGUUCCUUGUGUUUUAAAUAUUGACUCCACCUAAAACCUCCACCUUCCGGGUGCUACCAUCAUAGGCAGGAAACUUGGACGAAUUUUGCUACGACUUCGCCUUCCACUUGGUAGGAUGCUUGUGAUUAGUAGAGGGCGCCCAACAGUACCUGUGGAUAUGAAUUAUUAACUACACCUGUAGAGGCAUGCAAGAGAGUAGAUGCAUUUCAAAUAUCAAAAUUUACCAUCUACCCUGUUUUGGCCGUGAUUAUCAACGUAGCAUCCACAAAAAUCGGAUACUUUCCAUUUUCGGCAGUCAGUUAAUAGUUAGGCAGGGAUUUCAGCUUGGUGCGACCUUACGAAAUCGUCAUUUCGAAGUAUCCAGUGCCACGCCGGAAUCAAGUCAGUGACCCUUCAUUUUGCUCUUGGGCGUUUUUGCGAGUUGAUACGGCGGCCUUCGUUGGUUGUGUAUCUCUUUCGCGUGCAAAGGGUUUGUGCCACAUUUAAAAUGCAACUAGACCCUUCCUGUUUCUGAUUGUUUUGUUGGACGUGUGUUUGAUGCCUCCUCUUUGGCAAGUGUGAAAAACGACCCACCGCAAUUAGAGUCCCCAUGUGCAAAGCUGAGUUGAUCGUUACUAAUCUGGACACUCCAUCAGUAAUUUGGACUCCUCGCCAUGUCUCGUUGAUUUUUUUUCGUGUGACAUCCUAUGCAAACUUCGUUUUUGGCCGUUGUCUGUGUGGGCCCUAUGCAAAUGUUUGAACACGUAAGGUCACCAAUUUAGACCAUCCACAGAAGACAUUUGAUGGUUGUUUCCGUACGUUAAGAAUGCUUAACUUGGGUGCCUAUUGUAAUGGUGAAGCCACACUAAGCCAUCUGUGUUCUUGGAUGCAUAAGUGCCUAUGUUCUGUAUGUGACACUUUCCGAGUUACAGUUGAGAAUUGGAGCGCAUGUCGGUUAAGGCUUAGGGAACUGUGCGGAAGGUUGUUGAUGUGCAGUGCAUGUAUUUAGGUCCCACCGUCCAACAUAAAUAGUAGUUUUUCAAAGGCGCCUGGCGUUUCAUCUCUGCUGUCAUUGCUCCUAGCCUUUUUUCGAUUUACUUCCUAGAAAGCUGGAGGUUUUCCACCUUUAAACCAAAAUGUUCGUAUGUUCAAUUGACUGAGUCUGCCGACUCGCAACUUCUGAAUUCUUCCUUCCUGGGGAGAUCAAUUUUGCCUUAUCUCAUGGCAUUUCAUUUGUCUUUUCUCUCCCUUUCUUUUGCAAAUUGACAAAUUCCUUCGCUUUCGCCUUGUUCAGAUUCACAGGCAUUCAAUUUUGACAAUCUGCCUCCCCUCCCUGGAGCGAAUUUGGCCGUAUGUAUGACCACGGACGGCUCCCAGCAAGGUAAGUCCUGUUACAGCUGCAGAUGCUCGGAUUAUGGGCAGCCUGUUGACCCGUGUUCUGUUUCAUCCAACCUUUAUAUGUUCCUAUUAAUUCCUUGCAUUGUUACUCUGCGCGCAGCGACUGGCCUUUACGCAUUCAACGCCACUUUUGAAACUACCUCCUUUUUGCCGCCUGUUGUUUAGGUCUGCACAAGUUUCCCUGUUUCAAGUGCGGCAAAGGCUUCUCCUGCAAGUAUUACCUCCGAAAACAUGAGAACUUUUAUCACAAGGGUAAAUCUGUUAUCAUUCACAUGCAAAAUUAACUGUCUGGGGAUUACCGACUGGCCUUACGGAAGUAGGAAACUUCGCUUCGUCAUUUAGUUUUUAGUGGUGGAGGGGCUAUCGUCAUAUAUGCCUAUUUGACUAUUUAUGGGUAUUUCUUGUCCAGAAGACGUUGUUUAUGCUUCCUGAAGCAUUAUAAAUUCCACUUAAAUUCCUGUGUUCAGCUAAUGAACCUUUUGAUGUGAAAUGCACGCUGUUCAGGCUCUGUCGACUACUGACUCAUUCCCCAGUUUGGAAGACUGGCGCCUUUCAGACAGUGCUUCGACCGCUUCUUCCUUUUUUUCUUCCACCACCCAUUUUUCCUUUCAUUCUCCUCACUUUCCCUUUAUUCUCAAUCUUCCUUUCCUUUUUCACCUAUCAACAUGUCCUCAUCAUAGAACAGGGUAUUUGCCAAAACUUGUAGCGCGACUCCUUGCACGUCUUAUUCACUGGUCCUCAUUUGCCUACUUACUCCCUAACUUGUACAUUUCUUCAUAGGCAUUACAGACUACCAAUGCUCGAUCUGUGGCAAACCGUUCGUUCGCCUCUACGAGCUCCGCCGGCACGCGAAGUCAGUCCACGUGGGUAGGACUUGUCUGCUGUCCUCUAAAUUAUUUCACCGUGUCGCUUCAGUGCAUAAAUUUCAGACUGGCCCACUUUCCCCUUCGGUGAAUCUCCGCGCGCUUUGUAAGGAGUUGGAAAUCUGGAGCUGUUUUAGCUGUGUGCUUGCCGUCCCACUUGUCUAGCGACCGCUCUUCGAUGCUAGAAGACCACUGCGUUUCUGAGUCCUCUGGCAUCUGCCUGUACGGAUUCUCGGCAAUUAGUGUCUAUGCCGCGGCGUGUUUCUAUAUUUCGAUGGAACAAAAGUAGUAGGGAAAUUCCUUGGGAGCAUACGACCGAAAUAUGACGUACGGUCAGUGUAUGACUCUCUGGGUUCAUCCUGAACCUCUUCGCAGUCACUUGAAUUGAACACCGCUAACCUUAGUAGAAUAGUCGUAUAAUGUUUCCUCUUGACAUACCAGCGGUGGGUGCUCAGUAGUCUCAUUAGACCACGUGGAGGGUCUUAACCACCAUUCUGUCUUGGUUACUUGUCAGAACAUUGUCCGGCUAUCGAAGCCUGGUAGGUGAGGAAGGAAGGGUGCGGUAGAUGCAUCGCAAGUCUGCCGUUAUUGUGAACUAAUUCAGUGGUGCCAUGCCCCGCCCCUGGUGCACACGGCGGACGUCGUCGCUCGCGAUCGUCGAACUGUCAGUCACUGCAGAGGCCUUUAUGCUUACUGUUCUGAUUUUACUUGCUUACCUCUCGCUGAUUCUCAUGGCCCCCGCCAGCGUAGGGGAGUUUUUUGUUUUUACAAUUCCUUACUGGCUUUGACGCCUCUACCGAAGAAACUCGUUAACUUCCUUCAGAUGUACAGGCACCAGCGGAUGUAUGAUGUUGCAUCUGUAAAGAACUCUCAUUGAGAGAGCACAAUUCGUAAUGCUCUUGCAAUAGUUCUCCUCAGUCACAGCUUUGUUACUUUCAUGGCGAAUCUGGCAGCGGAAACAGUCUUAGGAUUUACUUCGGUCGCAGAAACCUGAUGCAGUUUGGCCCAGCCACUUUUGUCACAAUUCCUCUCCGGUCAUGGCGAUUAGAGGCAGUGUACCUGGGGAGCUGAGCCCACUCUCUUCCAACUGCGAAGAUCGGCAGCCAACAGUCUGAAAAAUGAUCCCUCAGAUUGGCGCGUUCAGCCCACUUCGGCCACAUUAGAUUUCCUAGAAUACCUUCGCAGAUUCCCAGCUAGUGGCAACCUGGUUUGCAAUUACGCCUCGAUGCUUCACUAGAACGAUGCUUUUCAAACAACAAGUAUCGAAUUGCUGAUGCUUUCGCCUGUCUUCGACUUAUAUAUCCGAACCUGCGCAACGAUAGAUGAGGGCUGGCAGGACAGAUGUUCAAUAUACACGGCAUCUUAUCGGUAAACCAGCGGAUUCGCCCAUCCCGUUCACCAUUCAUUUUGCAUUCUGUAGGUCCGAGUGGCCCGUUUCUACAAGGUUGGUGUCUUUACCGUAGUCCAAAGCAGCCAACCAUAAUUCGUGACAGCUGUGGUCGCAACAGUCCGAACAUGCUGGCGUUUUAUGUCCUUCAACCAAGGGGCCGAUAAGACGUUAAAAUUCGCAUUAAGUCCACAAGAGUACUUCAUGUAAAUACGGCUUCCUUCCUACACAUGUUUAUCCUUGCACUGGAAACGAGGCUGAUUGCGCUGCUCGUUUUAAUAUCAAGCAAUCGUUGCAUCUAAAUAUUUAGCGCCUCAAUCAACUUGAGGCAGCUGUAACAACAGACUCCUCAGAAAACGUGGACAUGGGAAUUGUGAAAGGUCUAUCCUGACGGAAUCCCUGCCCAAGGAAAUUUCACAUCUAAGACUAAUGGUUUCCCUCUCCCCCCCCCCUCCCUAGUCAUGCGGAGACGACACAGCCCAUUUCCUCCGUCCGUGGAUUUUCAAUAAACCACCCAGAUAAAACCAACAGUUGCUGUGUUUUCUAUACGAGUUGCCCUAAACUAUGUUUAUUUGUUUACAUGUGCUGGUGCACGCAAGUAUAUCAGACACAUGAGAAAGAGGUCGAUAGUUAAUCUUCUUUUAAACCUUUACGAUUGCCUCCUGAAAUUCUGACAUCAAACUGCCAUGCGUGAUAGUCAUUGAAUACGUGCUGGCUAUUAGGUAUUCUGAUACCUUUCUUGUCUCCAUUCACACUUAUGCCAUCGUAGCAUCACAAUUUUUGAGUCGGACAAAACCUGUAAUCGGUUAAGAAUCUUCGGUAGGGCUCGGGGAUAGGAAUCUCCCGCAUAAUGCGGGUGACCUUUCGCCAAAUUCUACGAAGGGUAAAUAUUCCCCUGUCGUAGCCCCAACCUUAACACUAAUUCUAGUCUCCCGGGCAGUUAGCGCGAGGCCUCCCGAAUAGGAGCCUUUCAAUGCCGUUUGGAUUAUACGGGCCUUAAAGGUCCUCAUUACAAAUGCAUCUCAUGUCGUUCAGAAUGUUUAGCCACCACCUGCCUCGCUGUGGUUUCGGUUUAUCCUUGUGGUCACGGUAUUUACUUGUUGAGUUCAUGGAGGUCUUUAUUUGGUUUUCGCAAGUUUGCUAUUUUGCCGAAAGCUGUUGCAACUAACUCCAUAAGUAGAAUUUUCUGCAUCACGGUUUUCUGCUUUCGUCUUUGACUCCAGUUACUUCCACCCAAACCUCGCUGGCUCACGAACAGGUGUACCUGCAAGUAAACGGCAAUCGAAAGGGUAAGCCUCUCAACUGGGACCUCUUUUCUCCACUCUGGGCCUCAUUAUCCUCCGUAGUUUUUUUGCCCAUGUUAGUUUUUUUCAUGAGCGAUUCAGUAAAGCGAAGUGCUUCAUCGUCAUUUUCACGUCUGACCUAAUGGCCCUCCGAUCUACCAAGCCUGUUCUGAGAACUGUUUGCUCUUUGCGUAGCCUAAGUUUAGUUCGAGUAAGUAAACAGACUAAUAUCAGUCACAUGAUAUCUGAAACUUCAAUAAAUCCGCACAGUGAUUGUGUACAGAGUGUUAAGAUUAUCAGGACUUAAUACAAUACGUUGAAGAAAUCUACCCUUACCUGCAGGAACGGAUUGAAAUACUCCUCUUUUUAACCCGCUUUAUUGUUGUUAGGGUCCGAAGCUAUAGAAGUAGACCAGGCGGCUCAUCAAACAAUCACACUGUUGGACGCUUUCGGCUUGCCUCUAUUUGUAACAGUGGGGAAAAACUGUCGAUUUCUAGGAACCACAACUGGGUGUUUCCCACUACCACGCUUUUGCAUCACCACCGCAAACAUCUGCUAGCCUAGUAUUCAAAUAAUGGCCGAGCAAAAAUGACUGCAUUAUAGUCAGUUAAAGGCUUUUUAACUGAGUUCACGAUAGCAGAUCUUCGCGGGACAGGGGAACCGCCAACGGUAUGGGUCAGAACUUGUUAUCGUUCGCACAUGCCGGAAGGUUCGCCCCUCAUCCGUUCCCGGAUUGUCGUAUGCAAGACCCCUUGAAGUCGCAAAGUUAUGCCAUGCCGGCACGGGUAGGUCUCUGAGCGCAAAACUCCGGCCUUGCUACGUAACCUGAGUAGGAGGAAAUGGCGAUAGCAAAUGGUCCUCAGCUAGGUGAACCCUUGGAUUCACCUAGCGACACCGCAAUUACCAGAUCAUUUAACCCUACAGCCCUCUGCCCAGCCAGAUCGGACUAGAUUCCACAAUGGGGAUCCCUUGUUCUCCUCUUCUAGGAAAUGACAGCAAAAUCAGUUAGAGAUGACCAAGCAAACUGUUAGCUGAAAUUACGAUAUUUAAGAGGCUGGUCUCAAACGUCAGUGACACUCAAAAGCUCUACGAAAUUAUUCACCACGUUAGUGAUAUGCCUCUGUGAAAAUAUGCUCGCGAUGUGAAUGCCGACGUUACCGUCGAAAACUCGACCGGGAUUGAACGCUGGCUGGGGCGCUCCAGGCACCUUCCGGAUGUCAAUCACCAAUCCAUAACCCCUCUCUUUUCUGAGCAGCGGAGAUUUAUCACUAACCAGCCCAUGAACAGUCCUGUGACCCGCUUCGUCGAUAGAAAUCGCCAAUGCCAUACUGCGAUCGCGAAAAGAUAUGGCACCUUGAGCGGACGGCAUCCCCACAGAAGUCAAUAAGUUUUGCGUCGACUCCGGCGCCCUGGUUCCACGAGGUAAUUGACAUACUACAAGAAGAUGAGAUUUCUCCCGGUGACCGGGACGAGGAAGCUGCUGUGGCAUAGGUCACGUCGAUGUUGCCGCAAAAGUCUUUGCCAUUGUCAUUCUCAGGCGGUUUCAGAUCAUGUUGCCCGAAGACGAAACCAAGCCAUGCUGGGUUCAAAGAUGGUCGUGAAUACACCCAUUGGAUGAUCGCAAUACGGCUUCUUGAAUUCCGCCAUAGCUACCAGCAGCUGACGACUGUCUACAUUGCUGACAUCGCUGCGACAUUCUGCUCCGUUCAUCGUGAAUUCCUCCGGUGGACAAUGGAUCUUCACAUGCGGACAAAAAAGUAUCUCCAUUUUAACGACCUGCUAUCCCAUUGUCAGUGCACGAAUUCUGGUCCAUAAAAUUCCUCAGCCGUUCGAUAUAUUGUCUGGCUGUCGACGGGGUAUUCCGUUGCUAUUCUAGUUCAGAUGCGCCGUUUACCAGACUCGGAAGGCACCGGGAGAUUUCGAUGAUGUCGAAAUCGCACCCGGAUGUCGGCUAAAUGACCCUGUCAACUAACAAUACCGCCUUGUCGGAAUCAAACUGCGAUGAAUUUAGUGCUACUAUCUGAUUUGGUCGUUAAGUCAGUCAGUUUAUUCAUACACGUUGGGAAGACCAAGGUACGUUCGGACCGCAUUUCUAACUGGGAGAGGGCUCCCUGGGAUUUGCGGCUGUGAACUUGAGGAUUUGGACAGCUCCGGAUACCUCGCAAUGAAGCUGCUGCCCGGUGGGUGGAAUAAGAACGAUAUCUGUCCCCGAAUUGAUGCUGUUCGCAGGUGUUUAAAUGGACUGUCGAUAUAUCCGACGCAACAUCACCAUGCCACAAAGAGCCACCUGUGUUGGACAUUCAUGCAAGCAGUCCUCUUAUACGGUUGUGAAAGUCGGGAUGUAUGCUUUGAAGAUUGACGAAAGCUGGAGGUGUUUGACCACCUCCGUUUGAGAAUCAUCUUUCGAGUGAAGUACGCCGACUUUGUCUCAUAUCAGGUAGUUCACGCUUGCCGUGAUAACAGCGUGAGCAUACCGCAGGCCAUCCAUACCAGACGACUGAGGUGGUUUGUCCACUUUCUCCGUUACCUGUCCGUGAGGUCAGUGUUGGUGCCCAUGAUGCGACCCCGAUGCCUAUCUGGAAGCGUCAAAUGUGAGGUCAAAUCAAGACCUGUCUCAACACAAUUCGUUACCACAUGAAGGUGCUUCUUGGCCCUUCAGUCUCUGGUCUCCGUUGCAAUGGAAGAGGGCGAGUGAAGCUGCACAGAUCUGCUACUGCAGGUUGUCGUGCGUGGCAGGGCACAAUUCGCGACAUCUUCGGUGACGGUUAGACCGGGGCUUGGCCCCGCACUUAUAGCAUAAGUACAGGCACGCAGUAUGAGCUUGAUAAUUUUUUAACGUUUUCCGAUCCUCCAUAACCUGCUAAUUUUCUUUCUUCGAAGUCUGACAGAGCUUUCGUCAUUCUCUUUGGUGAUCCGGUGACAUUUCAUUUUUCCUGCAGAAUUGGGAGAGCAUUAUUGCGCCAUUUGUAAAAAGGUGUUUUCAGCCGAAUCUACCGUCCGAAGGCACAUUCGACACGUCCACCUGCGUAAGCCCCCUCUUUCUCUUCGUCAUGACCCUCUGGGAAAUUUUUCCCUACGCUUUGGUCCCACUGAUUCUUUUCUCAGCUCGUUUGCCUUUGCCGGUUACUCACCAUAAAGAUCCAUUUCGCAUGGGUGUUUUUCAUGUUGCUCCCCCAGCGCACCGAUCUUGUCUGUCCGCGUGGUUGACGAUGUUGGGCCCCGCCCAUUUUCUUGGGUUGUUCCCCGAUUCUCACGACAAAUGUGGGCCUAAUGUACACAUCUCUCAGUGACUUGUUCUGUUAUAGUAUUUCAUUUACAUUUUCUGCGCUGCUCGCUCCACGCAUGCACUGCGACGCCUUGUCUCAGUUAUAGUAUUACAGUGAUAGUGUUUUUGUAAUCUGAUUUAGUAGUAUGUGACGGCCUUCGUGCUGUCGAUGCUACUUUGCAUAAGGCUCUCCAUCACGACUCUAACAUUCUGCAUGAAGUUUUUAUGCGGGGAGUGAUAUCUUCUUUCCCUGUUCGGUUGUAAUUCGAGGUUAUCAUCGUUUUCUCAUCACUAGUGUAUUUGUUCCAGUUUUUAAGUGUAAUUCAAUACCAACUUUGUACAAACUCAGAUCAAACUCAUGAGUAUUCUGUUGUUUUACGAACGUUGAGGUUGACUUUACUCAAGGCUACUAAUUGUAAUUUCUAAAGAUAACCAACCGUGUUGCGCCUGCUCGAUAGAAUUUUAACGAGGACCCCAUUCGCGUAACUUUAAGGACACAUUUAGGUGCCAUUUUUUCUAAUCUACAGCAGGCAUCCCACAGCGCCCUAUAACAUACUCGUUUGUUGACAGAAAAGCCCGCGCGCCUCAACUGUACCCAUAGGUUCAUCUCUUAGCAGUAUUGGGCAUUCUAACUUUUGUUACAUUUGGAAUUUUUCUAUUUUAGGCAUUAAAGGUCACCAGUGCCUGGUGUGUGAAAAGAAAUUUUUCCAUCUUCGAGAACUGCGCACUCAUGUACGAAAAGAACACGAAGGUAGGCUCACGCUAGUUUUCUUCUCUCAGUGGACUUGAUAUUACGUGGACAAGUCGUAUGCACCGUUUUCAUCCUGCCCAACUUUUGUUGCAUCAGGCAGCUCCUGAGCUGUUACAGCCACGCUUAUGACUCAUCCAGAUGAAGGGCUGGCUUGUACUUCCAAACCUGAGAAAUGCUUAUUCCUCUAUGCAUUAGCAGUACCUCGAAUCUAACAACCUAUCUUAGGAAGUGUGCUGAUUUCCGAAGUUCCAUUCUACGGCAUGUUUUUUGUUCCUAAACUAUUUAACAGUUUGUCUUCCAUACUCAAGAGGUUUGCAGUUCUCAUUUCUGUGGAGCUGCCGAUCAGACAAACACAGGUUCCCUUUGCUAUUCAAGUGGUGGAACUAAUCAAUUUCACUGGUGUUGUUGCCAGUCGUGGCUGCGAUAGCUCUGCGCUGGUCUGCCCGAAUCGAAUUUAGGAGGCCCGUUGUUGUCGCCUGGCUUGUGACAGACGCCUUCUGCGCGCGUUUUCCAGCUUCUAUGCCCUGUCCUGUCAACUGUUCUAAGUGCUAAGAUAGUAGUUUGUCACAGGUAUCUAACUUGAGCUGUUCUACUUUUCAGUGACGCACAUCGAAGGUCCCGCUGGUGGUUUGUCAACUGGAGUUGACCAUCGAAAUCCCACUUUAUUUGCCCCAGACCUGUCCCUUGGUGCUCUUGUUGCGCCGUGUUUGGACAUAAAACCAAAAACAUAG